Molecule: messenger RNA, 3364 nt
Organism: Neurospora crassa OR74A
Lineage: Eukaryota; Fungi; Ascomycota; Sordariomycetes; Sordariales; Sordariaceae
Product: septin
Exons: 4
Coding region: 947-2509 (520 amino acids)
Biological process (GO): cytoskeleton-dependent cytokinesis
Cellular component (GO): cytosol; septin complex; cell division site
Molecular function (GO): GTP binding; GTPase activity; molecular adaptor activity
Source: RefSeq, a predicted model, not a curated record
GUCGGGAAGGUCUUCUUUUUUGUUUCUGUUUCUGUUUCUUCUCCGCGCCCAACGUCCUUCUUUCUGCAACUCACCUCCAUCGGUCCAAAGUCGUUUGUGAUCUCAUCGACAGCUGGUUGUCGUCUAUCCUCCUCUUCCUUUCCCUCUUACACAACUACAAAUAUCCAUCUCGAUCCUUGCUUGUUCCCUCCUCCGCGCUGAGCAAGUCUCGCGCGCACUACCGUUUUGUACGGCCACAAACCGCCAUCCCCUCGUUUCAUCUUUACGUCGUUUCGCCCGAGGCCGUCAAGGUUCACAGAAUAUUAUACAUCUUGCUCCAAAAGUCGUUCGUUGCAUCCCGGCUGAGGCUCGAAACCUUUGGUUUCCUUCAUUUCAUCCGUGCUCUGCCAGUCUCAACUGUUCGACGCCAACUGCCGCGCACCCUUCGCUCGCUCUUCCGAAUAUUCUGCACCUUCCGCGUUCCUAUUCCAUUUACGAAACACGCCGGUUCUGCCCGUGGAAUAUCGACCGCAAACUGGGUGAGAAUUCCUGACUUUGGAGAGUUAGUUCAUGUUAUUGGAACAGACCCCUGCAUCCUCCAGUAAUACUUGCGAAAGUGUGUUUCGCGCUUGCCCUUCCAUCUUCCAGUCUCGACAGCCACUGUGAUCCAACGCUAGAGAUAGCAAAGGUAUGCAAGUUUUCUUCUAGAGGCCCACAGCCCGGUCAUCGAUCGCUUCCUCGUCAAAGUUGUCGAACUUGUCUGCUACCUGCCAACCAACCGACUUAAGGACCAAUAUUAUUGGCCCACCUUUUUCUCUGUGGUCGGCUUUAGUUACCUCUCGACAGAUAGAGUGCAUAUCGCAGUUGCCGAGGAUACAAGUCGACCGCCUUUUUCUGCCGAAGCAUACCUACGCAGUCAAAGCUCGACACGCGUCCAUCACUUGCAUUCAGUCUCUCACCGAGAGCUAUGAACCAGUCUCCUGCUCGCCGAUCUAGUUUUGGAGGAAUGUUACUACGCAGGACCAAGAGUGGCGACAUGAAGAAGCAGCAGCAGCAGGCCAAAGCGCAAGAGCUCCAGCGCCAGCGUGAUGCUGCACUUCCUCAGGCCCCUCCUCGGCUGCCCGCCCUCUACAACGGAGCCCCCGCUCCCCAACUAGGGCUCGGUACCGAGGUUCGUCCCGAUUCACUCGCAAUCAUCUCAGGAACCACGGACUCGACGGGCGUCGGACACUCAUCUAAUUACUCUAUAUCUUCUACUGCUCGUCCAUCCAUGGAGGCUCCACGCUCAGUAUACAAAGUCCCUCCGCCUCCCCCCAUUCCCAACGACUUCGACCCUUACGUCAAUGCCACCAGUAUGGCGCAUCGUGGACGUUACAGCUAUGCUAGCAGUGCAGUUAGCUCCAUCAACAGCCCCAGAAGAGUCCGCAGAAGAAAGGAUCCGACUGCCUUCAAUGUCCUCGUUGUCGGUGCUAGCAAUUCGGGAAAAACAUCGUUCUUGGAGUUCCUCAAGAGUGCCUUGGCACCACCCAAACGGCGGGGAAAGCCCGUUGACCAGCAAGAUCACUCUCCGAAACCCUCACCUUCCGGUAACUUCAUUCCGCAUUAUCUCGAAACCGAGUUCGACGGUGAACGCGUCGGAUUGACAUUGUGGGAUUCAGAGGGACUGGAAAAGAAUGUUGUUGAUUUACAGCUCCGCGAGCUAUCAAGUUUCUUGGAGAGCAAGUUUGAGGAAACAUUCGUAGAGGAGAUGAAGGUCGUGAGAUCGCCUGGUGUACAGGAUACCCACAUCCACGCCGUCUUCCUCCUCCUCGACCCUGCACGACUUGAUCGAAACAUCGCAGCCAGCUGGGCCGGCGCUGGCAAUAUGUUUCUCAACGGCAUCAGGCACUCUCCCUCUUCUCGUAUCGCGGGGGCUUUGGACGAAGACCUCGAUUUGCAAGUUAUGCGAACACUCCAUGGAAAGACCACGGUGAUCCCGGUUAUAGCCAAGGCUGAUACUAUCACAACGAAACACAUGAGCGUGCUAAAGAGGGCGGUCUGGGAUAGCCUUAAGAGGGCCAAUCUGGAUCCUUUGCAGGCCCUUGGACUGGAUGAGGAAGAUGACGACGACUCCUCUGACCGUAUCGAUGAAGAAGAAGAGAACCCUGUGUUCGACCACAGUGACACAGAGGAGGCUGUUCAUGACGAAGAGCGUCUUACCGCAAAGCAAGGGUCUUCACCCAGCUCUAACCGACACUCUAAUGGCUCCGUUCGCCGCCACAAGCCUUCAGAGGAGGCUACUUCCGAGGAUGAAAUUCCCUUCGUCCCCAUGUCGAUCAUCAGCCCAGAUCUCUAUGAGCCGGGUGUCAUCGGCCGCAAAUUCCCCUGGGGUUUUGCGGAUCCCUACAAUGAAGAGCACUGCGACUUUGUUCGGCUUAAGGAUGCCGUCUUCAACGAGUGGCGUUCCGAUUUGCGGGAGGCCAGUCGGGAACAGUGGUACGAGAACUGGAGGACGAGCAGGCUGAAGCAACACGGCGCAAAGAUCCGUUAGUGUGGUUCUGGCAAGUCAUGAAUGCCAAGGCCUGUCUGGUUGGCCUUUUGUUCCGAUUACCUCGAAAUGGUAUCCCUUUCCAGUACCGUCGGAUAUCGAAUCGCGCCGCUUCAGACCGAACAGCUGAUGGUAUCAUGCAUCUGAAUAUACUUGAGCAGAAUGCAGCCCAGCGGCACUGGGAUACCCAUCUGAUAACACCGGACGUGGAGAUUCUGUUCAGCGCACCCAUUGCUGUAUGGUAGUUCCUGUUCUUGCCUCGGAGGCUGGCAGUACAUUAUCAGAUGUGGACAGGAGGUACCAUGUUAUGGAGACAGAGCAGAGAGUGUUUCGAUGUGUUUCAUGUGUUAUGUUUCUACAUGGUUUGUUUACUUGUUUCGAUACGACACGGAUAUGGAAUACCCCCAAACAGCCCUUUAUCUACUUUCUCAUUUCGUACACUUAUCUUCUUUUCUCUCGCCGCAUGGCACUUGUUCUUUCUUGCUGGGUGUUUUGUAUUAUGGCAUCUGUACGUGCUGAUGAGAAAAUUGAGAGUGGCAGCAUGAAAGGCAGUUUUACUCACAGUAAAUGAGCCAGAGAACGGGAGGAUAUUUAAGAAUUAGAUGAUUAUAUAUCCUGUUGCUGGUUCGACUCUCAACGGAAGUCAUCAUCCUUCACUAUCUUCAGCAACUCCAUAUAUGGUACUUCUCGUAGUCGUAGCGGUGGCUUUGGAGAUUUUACAGUGCAGGAGGUACGCACGCCUGACAAAUAACCAAUUGACGAUUUCAAUAAAGUGUAUUUUCUUCUUCCCCCCAUUCCCGUUGCCUAGCCUCGAAUCUCAAGUGACUUGUUUGUCACAUUCUUUCUCCCACCCAAAAC